AUGGCCCCACUCAAGCCUGGCACAAAGCUUCCACCCCAGAAACAGCGUCGGAAUGAACGCGAACGACGUCGAGUAGACACGAUGAAUCAAAUGUAUGAGCGAUUACGAGAAAGAGUCACGCACGGAGGCAACAAGAAAAUGUCCAAAGUGGACACAGUCCGCGAGGCGGCUCGCUACAUUCAGUACUUACAAGGCGUUCUGCAACAACAAGAAUUCCAAGAGGCCCUCCCCCCAGCAUAUCCCUUUGUCAAUGGGCCGUUCAGCGUCUCUCCCCCGCCUCUCUACCCGAAAAUCGAGACUGCUCACUUUUCUCCUUCAGGCUCUCCUUGCCCGCAAAACGGCGCCCACUUCUCUCCGCCUAACCACCUCCCGUUCGGCUCCUUCCCCUUCCAUCCACCCGCCUACAGCCCGAAUUUCCCCUGGAAACUUGAGCCAGACACCGAACCGCCGUUCCAUUUGUGCUCGCCGUCGAACACGUCGACCUCCUCGUCGAACACCUCGUUCAGCCCGCAGCAAAUGGCGCAAAUGCGAAGAUUUCCAGCGAAUUGUCAAUACUCGAGCGGAGAUCCCCUCAAAACAUCGCAU
Mesorhabditis belari is the source of this 585-nucleotide messenger RNA. NCBI's taxonomy places the organism in Eukaryota, Metazoa, Nematoda, Chromadorea, Rhabditida, Rhabditidae. The record is from the annotation of a GenBank genome assembly.